AUGGACGCCGAGGUUCAUGACGUCGUUACCGUGAAGAGCGGAUCGAAGCCCCGAAGGCCACACAAGAAAGCAAAGACUGGCUGUCUGGACUGCAGAAGACGGCGUGUCAAGUGCACCGAGGAGCGGCCUGAAUGCCGUGCUUGUCAUCGUCGUGGAGUUGAAUGUGAAUACCCUUCAUUCCAAGGAGUAGUAUUCCCUUCACCGUCUACACAGCAUGGCGACGAAACAUCUCCCGAGUCAACUUCGUCACAGCCGCCGAAGCAGACCCAGACCCAGACGAUUGCACCUGUUCCAGGUCUGGUCUCAAAUGCAUAUCAGUCAGUUCUCGGGGUACAGCAACACGACAGACCAGCCGUGAUCUUUGGAAUGGAGGACAUGGCUCUGCUUCACCAUUGGACAGUCUCGACAAGUCUCGACGUUUACAAGAACUCUGCCAUGUCGGCUAUCUGCCAGGUCAUAUUCCCCAAGAUCGCAUUUGAGCAUCCGUUCGUGAUGCAGGCUCUCCUGGGCCUGACUGCUCUCCACAUCGCGUACCUUGAGCCCCAGCAGAGGCUGAGAUAUACUGCAGAAGCAGCGCGUUACCAUAGCAAAGGUCUGCAGGGUUUCAACGAAGCCAUAUCGCAGUCGAAUGAGGAGACGGCUGAGGGGUUGUUUGUUUGGUCGUCGCUCAACCUUCUGUACGUGUUUGCGGCAUCAGGUCGACUGGGAGAGGGGUUCUGGGACGAGUCUAGCUGGGGUGGUCGCAAAGAUCGUAUCUUGGGGGCGGGAUGGAUCCCCAUGCUCCGAGGUAUCCAGACAGUCAUGAUGCCUUAUUUCGAAGUCCUAUCGGCGGGUCAGUUAAAAGAGGCCAUGAAUAUUGGCAAUUGGGACGACGUCGAUCCCAACUUGGUCGAGAAUAUUGACGACAAGCGAUUCUGUCGCUUGAGGGAAAUCUGGGAGCAUAAUCCAGAUGCGUCAACUUAUGAAGACAUUCUGGGUAGUGAAUGA
Molecule: messenger RNA, 987 nt
Organism: Fusarium musae
Lineage: Eukaryota; Fungi; Ascomycota; Sordariomycetes; Hypocreales; Nectriaceae
Exons: 3
Coding region: 1-987 (328 amino acids)
Biological process (GO): regulation of transcription by RNA polymerase II
Molecular function (GO): DNA-binding transcription factor activity, RNA polymerase II-specific; zinc ion binding
Source: RefSeq, a predicted model, not a curated record